Messenger RNA from Heterobilharzia americana, 6704 nucleotides. The record is from the annotation of a GenBank genome assembly. NCBI's taxonomy places the organism in Eukaryota, Metazoa, Platyhelminthes, Trematoda, Strigeidida, Schistosomatidae.
AUGACAGUUACUUUUCUGUGUUGUCUUCAAUCGACGACGAAAUCGUCAAUGAAUAUGUUUCUGGUUUUCGCGAUUUUAUUUCAACUGCUUUUUGCUGUUCAUUCAUUUGCUGAUAUGUGGAAUAUCACAUGUGCUGACAAUGGAACAGUGGUAACCUGUUGCAGUAUGUUAAUUUGUUGCCUUUUAAAAGAUGCUGAAUGUGUGCUCAUGCUUUCAAAUGCUUUACAAUGGAUAAUUGUUGUCGUUGAAAGGUUAUAAACAACGUAAAUAUCUGAAAAUCCAGGAUAUUGUGAUAUUACUCACUUUUCCCUCCGAAAAAAUAUAAGAGACACCUGGUAUUUUCCAUUACACUGAAUUUGGUGAUUAUUAAAGUAAUUCUUCUUUAAUUUUUUGAAUGCAAACACGAAUAAGGUCGCUUCAAAUAAACCAAAUACGAAAACCGGUGAUGAGAUCCGAUUAAGGGAAUAUUUGCAGCGUUUUAUACAUAUUUAACACCUUCUACAUUCAAAUCUUUAGGAGGACUAAUUUUUCAAAUCGUCAAUGAACUCAAACUUUAAAUGCGGUUUACCUUUAUGAGAUGAAAUAGGUAUCAUUCUGUAAUAAUGAAUCUCUGUCUUGCAGUUACAUAUGAGGAAUGAUAUGGUUUCUGUGAUUUCCAUAAAAUCACCACAACUGGUUAAAGGUUUGUGGUCAAGUUAGAGAAUAAUGAAAGAAUAUUAGAAUACAAUUGAUAGAUAUACGAUGUUAUUACAUUAACGAUAUGUUCUAUCCUUGCGACAAAGAUACCAAUUCUAAUUAAAUCUGUAAAAAGAAUUACUUUUCCGCAUAAGAUUGGAAGCCAAAACAAACUUCAUUUCAAUAACAUGUCAAUAAUGAUAUGAAACAAUGAGGAAAUAGGUCCUCACUGAUUGAUCAGUACACUGGUUUGUUUGUUCGCCUGUAUACUAAUAAGGAUUUCUGCAUUACAUUUUCGAAAGUUUGCCUACAAAAAUCUAUUUUCAGCACACCUUAGACGUUUAAGUGAUAAACACCGAAGAUUUGCAGUCUGUAAAAGAGAUGUGAAUACAGACAAAUCAAAGUAAAACAGGUCACACUUAUCAAAAGUAAAUGGCUAUGGUGACUAAUCAUUUUACCUCUGAUUCACUGCAAUGAAAUAUACCCCACUCCCUUUUAAAUACAGCGGAGAAAAUCCUAGUUCAGAAGAUGAAAUUGACUGACGUGGUAAUCAGAGACUUCUCGGAAUAAGAACCUUGUUUGAUCACGUAAUAUUACCACUAAUGAAGUGGAAGUUGAAUUUAGCGUUGUUUCCCAACCACCUUUCAAGUACCAUGGGAAUGAACGGAUGGAACUUUCAAAAGUAGGUUCGUUCACUACCAAACAACGCAUCUUCCUCUCACUAGCUAGACGUAAAAUUACUUAAUUUUCAGUCACAAGUAAAAUCAGUUUUUCUGCGAUUUUAUAAUUGCGGUGGAUAUACCUCUUUCCUUUGUAAUUAUGCCAUCAGCAGAUGCGAAAAUAGCUGAAGUAACUGUCCUACCAGUAAAAGCUUUUUCCUAUUCAGUGUCUCAAUUUCUUAGUUUUUUGUUAUACAAGGACUUAAUUAACCCUAUGCAUUAGAUUCAACACUAAGGCAAUAAUGAAGGGAAACCCAGCUUUAAUACGUUUUUCAGCAAGGAGACGUACAUGUGUUUUGUACUUUCGAUUUCAUUGGAGUAGAGCAGAUACUGACUUGGUUAUUUAUGAAUUAUAGAUAAUGAUAGAAAUGGUAAGUGACUGUUACUGAUAAAACUCAGCCUUUGUAAGUGCGACUUGAUAACCACGAAACGUGUCUGUAACGCAGAUCAGUACAUUAGCUCAAUAAAAGCACAGCUGUUGUUUGGCUGUGACUCAUUUUGAGGUUUCUUGUUGGAUGCUUUGUCUGCAGACUAGGUGACUUUCUCUCAAUUCAGUUCAUCAAAUAGUUUUAUCUUUUUAAAUUUGUAAUUUGUUUCAAGUUGUUAAGCCAUUAACCAGAACAUGUACGUUUUUUAGAUGGCAUUUGUUGCAGUAAGUCAGUUUAUUACAAAUGACCUAAUCCUACGAAUUUUAACUCUCAGAAUCUUCUCAAUAGUGAAUCCUAAGAAGAACCAAAUGUAUUAAAGAUAAUAAGCACUUAAAAACGUUUCCAGUUGAGAUGACUAAAAGCAGAAUUUCAUUGACUGAUUUCGACAGGUAGGUGCAACUGUGUUCUGGAGAACACGGUCAAACGGCAGCCUAAUCUUACGUUGCAAUUAAAUGUCCAUUUACCUAAUGUAAAGGUACAUUUUGAAGUACAUCGAAGUUGUGUUCCUGUCUCUUCUGCAAAAGAUUAUGCAAAGUAAUUUAAGCUGAAUAUAACUGCUGCUGCACAGACCAUAUGCUAUAACUUUUUACGUUUCUUAUGCACCUAGCAAGAAUUCAAACCGAAUGUCAUAGUACAUGAAACAACUGACUGCUAAGUGAUCAUCUUCCUUUCUAAAGGAAUUUACAUGCAAGUAGGUUCAAGUAAAAGCAUCUUUCGAACAUCAGAUGUAUUACCAAUCAUCUGGGACUCAAUUUCAUUUUAGCUCUUCUAAUCGUUACGUCGACCUGUCGUAAUCAUCAUCAAUAACUCUCUAAACCUAAAUAGAUAUUAACUUUAGCUUUAGCGCAUCAUGUUCGCUCUACCUUCACAUCAUAGUUAAGUGAGAUAAAAUGCAUACACAUAUCGUUUCAUGGCAGUGCAUCAUAUAUUUGAUAACUUAUGAUGAAUUACUUUCACUGAUUGCAGAUUAUUACAACGAAGGCAAUUUUUGUUGGGACAAUUCUAGUGGUAAGGUGGUUGUGGGUGUUUAUUUGACAUAUCAGUUAAUAUUAUACGUCAUUCCUAUUGCUAGCCACACAGUAAGGAAAAUAAUUGACUGUCAAAUGAUUUCAUUUCAAGUGUCGUGUUUCUUAUAAGUCAUAUGAAGGUAGCAUGUAACAUUGCAUUGAAAUAACCUUUCCUCAACAUAAAAGUCCCGAUUAGUAGCAGGAAUUAUAUAUCUCACCUUGAAAGCAUGUAGUAAGUGGAAAUGUGAGAAUAUUCGAAUCCAUACUUCGUAUCGUUAGAUACUUUUAGAAUGAACUCGAGAAGUUCGCGAUGGCUCGUAGUUAAGUAAGUAGUGUGUAUGCUUACAAUUUUUGAUUAGAAAGCAAUAGACAGAUUCCAAUACAUACAUCAAAUCAGUGUGUGGUACGUAUUUUUUACGGCCACUUCAGAAAAACGAUGUGCAUAAAAAUUCGCAAAUCAUGCUGUAAAUUGGCAAUGGAACACCCUGCAGACAAUAAGAUAUAUAAAUUCUUCGAAUCCUGAACACUGAGCUGGCAGUCGUGAAUGGAUUGUAUGAAAUAACCAGCUUUCACUUUUCUCAGGCUUACUGUUAAACUGAAACUCACGAAAGAGAUUAACGUUUUACAUUCCCAAGUGUGGUUCGAGAGUUGCUAAAAAUUGAAAAACGGGAGCCAUAAGUGUCAGUCACAGGGAAAAAAUUCGUAUCCCAAGAAAAUAAAAGUAUAUCCCGUUUCAAAUUCGUUGAACUGACGAGGAUUAAAGUACGAAAGGCUUUCAAACGAAACUAUUUGAAAAUGUAUCCACUUUUACUUUACACAUACAGUCAGAAUCAAAAGGCAACACAAACCAACUGAGCUUUCAGUGCAGCAUGCGAAUAAACUAUAAGACGCGUUAGACGUUUUCGGGAAAUGAAACAAUUACCAAAUUUUAGCAAUCACGAGACAGAGCUAAAUGUGAAUUUGUGACUAUGAUAAAGAUGGGUCAUUAGAUGCCAGCGAAAUCAUUCUACCCGUUUCACCGUAAAAAUCAAAUUCUAUGUACAUAGUUUUCAAAUGUGAUGAUGUAGCUAAAUGGAUUAGUCUAUGCGCUUAUUACUAGAUGUGGUGGUGGGGUAGAAUUUGUCAUCAAAGGUGCAGUUCAAUCACAAAGUGUAUGGAUUUGGAAAUUUUUCUGUUUGACUGAAUACCCUUUUAGUUCGCUCUAAGUUUGACUUUGAUGACAAUCCGGCCAGCAGAAUCUGCGUUGUAUACUUUACCUAUGGAUUGUUAUAGCACAGUUCCUUCCCGAUGGCGUCGAGUUGUUAUCAAAAGUUAAGGUUAAAGUAUUUCUCUGUUUUGAUGAGAAAGAACACAUGUUUGCUAAAGCAUGAAAACAUCAAGUGAAUUUUUCGCCAAUUUAUAAACCCAAAAGCAUGCAAAUUACUACAGCUCUCUGAUUUUCCCCUUUGUGUAAUACAACCGAAAGUUCUCAUCUAUCUAGUUUGACGUUUACCCGCCGUGAAAUUUCAACAUUUUCAUGCUAUUAUUAUUGUUAUAUGUCUUUGUUUAGCCAUAAACCACACAGAUAUAUGUAAGCACGGUUUACCGUCCAUACAUACCAGAUAUAUGCAGACAUACCGUUAGUUAAAAUGAAGUUAUUUAAGAAGCAUUUAAAUGCUGUAACAAUGAUGAAAGUUAACGAAUGUGACAGAUUCCUAUUGGUUUUUUCCUUUUCAUCACCUGCAAUAAAAAUAAAUCCUUGAUAGUGGAAACAGUAACAAAUCAACAUUCAAUAGCAUACACAUCUGUUUUUGAGACAUAAUAUUGCAUUUCUGUCUUUAUUCUGUUGCUACCUCCUACGUCCUUAUCCCAUCCUUAUCAAACUGGCAAACACGAUGAGAAAUCGACAUCUGCGUUGACUACGUCAUCGAACAAAUAAUGAAUUCAUCAAAAACUUACAGAAUUUUAUGGGAUCCAAAUAGCCUAAGGGGUUGCUGUAACUACCGUAAAUGGAAAUCGUUGACGGACAGAUGAAGGUCACAGGCUGUUGGCUGACCGUUCAUAUCGAUCUCCCUAAGUAUGGACAUCGGUCACUUCGUCAUGGACAUAACGUAGAUUAUAUCCGGAACUACCUAAAAAGAUAUUUUGAAAUUGAUUUUGUAAGUAACUGAUUACAGAAGAUGACUGGUCAAGACAUAAAGAACUGCAGCGAAUCUACCAUUUUUCUCUAACCUUUUUGCACAACCUUUAGAUGUCGCAUGUCCUUAAUGACAAAUGUAUUUAGGCGACAAAUUCCAAGUUAUUGAAAUGCAACUAGGUUUUUGGUAUUUUUCAGUCAGUUACAAGAAUAUAAAUAAGUGUAACUUUUCACUCUCUCUUACUGAUGCUAGAAUGCCUUUAACUGUUAAACACAAAGUUCAAGUAUGUUGCAACAGUGAUGAGGUUUGCGCGCUGCAAUUAUUGUGACUACGGUCGAAUUUCAUAAAAAGUGCUUGUUGAAAAUGUAAUGUAAUGUUUGUAAUGCAUCUAUCCGGUGAUGAAGUAAAUGUAAGCGGACGGAAAAUCCCAACCAGUUUUGAUUUAUGUAAAAUAAAUGACGAAUGUUUCUAAUACACUUGAAUAUAUGGUGUUUUGUCGACCACCAUGAUGUUCUUUUAGACAGGUAAUACUAUUACUGCACUUAAAAUAUUGUGAAGAGGUGACUUUUAACAAAUUACCAUUAUAUUCAUUUAAUCAUCAUUCUGUUUUGAAGACUUGUUAAGAGCCACUUUCUAGGUGUUUUUGAAGAUGAACACACAGAGAAAGUUCUUCAAACUAAAGGGAAAUAAGAUAAGGUCAUAUAUCAUUUAUGUGAAUUUUCUUCGGCAUAUUUCUUACGGAACGGAAUUUCAACUACUGCUUUUAUUUCUACCCACCUGCUCAUAACAGCUGAGAUGCUUUCAGUACUGACUGAGAGGUUUACUGAAUAAUAAUGCCAGAGUAACCAAUUUAUUUCAAUUGGUUUAAAAUCAAGGGCCUAACCCUAUGGAAUUUUGGAAAUGUAGAUAUGCGGCAACGCCGAAUGGGUGAGUAUUCUUUCAUGAUAAACUAUUAAUGCUUCCUGUAAGGUAAUCAAUGGUGUUCACACUGACUGCUUCAAGCAAUCUCAAUUUCACACAAAUUAACUAGAAUGAAGGCAAAACGGAAUCCAUAUGUUUACAAUAAAUUUAAUCUCCCACAAAUUUUUAGUCUUUUUCAUACUGUUUGUUGUAUUUGAGUAACUUGUGAGUGAUUUGCUGAAAAUUUACCGAUUAAAUAUUAGAAGCAGAACGCAUCUGACUACAUGCCAGUUAUCUCAGUAUAUUUAGCACACACUGCAACUAAUUUGUAGUUCAAGCCUUAGUAACUUAAUUCCGUGAAAGUAAGGAAAGCGCCAUACAUUUGAGAUAAAGUUAUACUACCCAGCGUUUUGAUGCUUGUUCAUUUUUUUUGUCGCCCAUUAUCUAAGCAAAAGAGGAAACAUUCAUAUUCUCUUCUUUAUUCUUAUUCACAGUAAACAGAUUAAAGAACGCAUGUAAGUUCUUCUUCCUGUUUAUUUAAUAAUUUCGGUAAAAUUUCCAUUCACAUCUGAUUUCUGUACCACUUUCAGAGAAAGUGAAAUAGGAUUUGGCGUGUGCAGUAUAACUGUGUCGGAAAAGAAAUUAAUCAAAACUGUCGACCAUUCUUCAAAACAACAUUCAAUUUAAGUAGUCAUUGGAAAGUUUAUUUUCGGAUGGGGAUACAUACACGUACACAUUUCUAAACCAUUGAAAAAUUUUUCCUAGGUCAGAUUAGAUUAUAAAUUAGGCCGUAUGGAUUGAUCUUAUUUAUUCAAAUUGCAUUCAUUUAAUUAUUCGAUUCAGGUAAAAAAGCUUAAU